UUUAUGUUCUUUUCUCGUAACAACUGUGCAUUUUGAAAAUUUAGCCGUUUAGGCUAGAAUCGCUCUGUCAGAAUGUCAACGAAGAACAUUGGAAAGGACACAGAAGCCGACCCAAAGGUUGUGCGCGACAUUCUUGAUAAACUGAAAUCGGAAGGGCUCUUUGAUCAGUUUCGGAGAGACUGCCUAGCCGAUGUCGAUACAAAGCCUGCCUUUCAGAAUCUGCGUCAGAGAGUAGAGGGCUAUGUGUCACGCUUCCUGACAAGACAAGUAUGGAGUCCAAACCUCAACAAGAACCAUCUCAGGGACAACUUACGACGCCAGAUCAACCAGUCUGGUAUGUUGGCGACUGGUGUGGAGAGAGUUAUAGAACAAGUUGUCAAUCCAAAGAUUUUUAAUGUCAUCAAGCCAAAGAUCGAUGAAGUGGCUUGUCAACAUCUCAACAUAGACCCUGAUAAGAGAAAGGAACGAAUGGAGCAAAAGAAAAAUCAGCAAAAACAGAAUUUACAGAGUCUAAUGAGUCUGAGUGUGCCUCCCCCAGAUUUUCAGCAGCAACAGCAGCCAGCCAGUCAACAGCAGCCUACACCUCUCCUUCCUCAAUCAGUCACACCCUUUGGAAGUCCUCCCCUCAUGGCAGGCUUUCCACAGACUUUCACAGGGAAUGCAUGGCCACCGCAGACUCCACAACAACAGCAACAGCAGUCGUCCAUCAGCUCCUACCCACCAGGAAUGAUGUCGUUUCCAAUGGCCAUGCCUUUCCCUUUGGGUUACGGAAUGCCUCCCCAGGCUUUUCCAUACAUGCCAAAUCCCUGGGGUGGAUUUACCAUGCCCAAUAUUUAUACCAAACCCCCUGGCUUUGAUACCCCAUCCUCUGUUGGCAGCGAUGCAACAGUAACAUCCACAAAUCCACCCAUUCCUGGGGUGCUCGGACAGUUCGGAGUUAGUCCAGCUAUUACACAGAGUCCAUUAGGUGUAUCAUCACCAUCAGUCUCGCUCAGUGCAAGUGUUGCUGAUACACCUACUCCACCGAAAACUAGUCUGCCGCCUUUGCCUCCAAUCCCAAAGACCCCUCCUCCUCCCGGAACGGAAGAAGCUCCAGCUGUUCCAAAAAUCGUUCCUAAACAAGAGGUCAGUAAGUCUUUGUUUAAGGAAGAAAAAAGCAUCUUGGAGGAUAUACCUCUACCAGCCAUGCCUCCUACACCGAAGAAAAAGGAGGAAAAUAAACAGCCAGUGAAGAAGUCUGAUAGUGAGUCAGUUGUUUCUGAUGUGAAGACCUCUGGGGAUGAGAGCUCUCAAGAUCUAACUAUGUUUGCAACAGACAGUGAGAGUAUGGAUACCCAGUCAACAUACAAGACAGCUGAUGAUGAAAAUGGCACUGGUCAGAAUGUUGUGGAUUCCAAGGAGGACAGAGAUACAAAGCGUCCAUACAAAUUUGAGUGGAAUCGUGAUGAUGACCAGAUGUCGGACAUGUCUGAACUGUCAGUUAGCUCAGUCCACACUAGUGACCUCUCCCUGUUCAGUGAAGGUGGCUCAAGCAGUUUGUCCAGUGACCUUUCAGAUGAUGACAUUCCAGCGCCGUGCUAUAGUCCACAUCAUGGUGAUGAUGAAUCAGUCCAAAACCAGAUUGAUGCAGAAAUUAAAGAGAAUGAAAUGGUCACCAGUGAAGACAAUUUGCCUGAGGUUACUUCUCCACGGCCAGCUACGUCACCAUUGAAUGAAUCACCUGCAUCGUCACCUAUACCAUUGGAGAAACAGACAACACCCUCUAAAUCAGAGACAUCAACAACAGAAACAGAAUUAGCUGUCACUGCUGAGCCUCAAACAGUGUCUCCUGCAACUGUGACAGAUUUAGUCACAGAAUCUGCAGAGGUCACAGAAUCUUCAAAGGCUACAACUCCACCAAAGGUCACAGAAGUGGCAGAGAAUGUCAAACCCCAAGCUGUGACACCAGGAAAACCACGACGCCUGAUAUCAUUGCAGUACAACUACAGCGACAGUGAUGAUGAGGAGACAAGAGAGGAACGCAAAGCCAGAAUCGCACGAGAGAAGGAGGAAAGAUAUGUUCAGCGAGCACAGAGAAGGGCAGAAUUAGAGGCACGUCGUAAGGACCGUGAGGAAGAGAAGGCUAAACUACGAGAGGAGAGAAAGAAGUCAAAAGAAAUAAAGAAAGAAGAGGAAAUGGACAAAGAUUUGAAAGAUGUGAGCAAGGAAGAGAUUGAGACUCCCAUGGAUGUGAAGUAUCCAGAUUCUCCUGAAAAAAGGAAGAAAAAAACAAAAGCAGAAUUAAAGGAAGAACUCACUAAACAGAAAGUGCAGGAGAAAAAGGAAGCUCUGCGACGUCAGCGAACCAGGACAAGACGGUAUACAUCAGAUGAAUUCACUUCUAUCUAUACUGAGAAAAAGCAACCAUUCUCCAGUCAGAGUUAUGAAGAAUUAGUUGUUGAAGAAAUGACAGUGGAGGAAACAGUAGAAACAGAAACAGUGGAGACAGAUUUCACUAUAGGGAUGAUGGUUGAUAUCACUCCAGAUAUUGACCUAACACAAGGACAGGAAGUGACAUCACAAGGACAGGAAGUGACAUCACAAGGGGAAGAAGUUGCCAGAAAUGAUAACACAGCUCCUAAUGCAGUGGAAUUAGAGGAGAAUUUUGAAUCACCGGCCACACCCACUCAAGAUGAAACAGCCAAUGAAAAUCAAGUUGCUGUAAAUCAGGGCACAACCUCAAUACCAAUAUUCGAGGUUGUAAGCUCCACUUCUGGAGGGAUAGGUAUUGGCCAAUCUGUCCACCAGACCAGAUCACGGAGUAAAAUAAAUGAUGAUAUCCAAAGUAAUUCAUCUGGUCGUGCUGCCAGCCCUAUGAGUGAUGUUUCUGACGUGGUCAAGUCCGAUACUGGCAAUGGACGACGUUCGGGGAAAAGAAAGAGAGUAGACAGUGGCCAAAGGUCUGCAGACACCGAGAAAGUUAGUUCUAAACGAUACCACACAUCUGACCUUUACAAGCCUCAUCGUAGUUUCCGUAGCUCCAGACGUCACCCAUCUUCACCGGGAUCAACACAGGAAGGCGAGAGUCAGUCAAGAUCUGAAAAACCGAAAAUUAAAUCGGCAUUGGACACAAGUCCGAUAAGUUCAAGGUCAACAUCCCCAACAUCUCUAAUUGGUCAGACUAGCCCAAUUUCCUCUUCAUCAGCCUCAUUCUCUUCAUCAAGGUCAUGCUCAAAGUCUAAGUCAAAAUCAAGGUCAAGAUCGAGGUCAAGGUCACGUUCAUCCUCUUCAUCAGGGAGUCAUCAUUCUGGAAGUAGUCGUUCCUCAGGCAAGAAAUCAAUUUCAGGUUCCUCGUCAUCAUCUGUGGACGAGUUUGGUCGCAGAAAACGCAAGAAUCUCAAAAUGCCAAUUGACAUGGUAGACUUUGGUGAAGCUGCUAGGUUGGCUAAAAGUAGUCUGAUCAACGUUGACUUUGGUGAAGCAGAGCGCUGGGUUCAACAGCAGGGAAAGAGACCUGGUCGUGCUCGUGGCAGUAAUCCAGGAAGAUCCGGCCAAGCUGUGCGAGGAGGGGGUGGUCUACAGGGAAGGGGACAAUGGCACAGUUCUGGAGCAUGGAGUUAUUCAAUGGAUACACAAUCUGGGCCGCUGGGGACAUCUCCACCACAGAGUCCACAGAAACACUUUUAUGGAUUUGAGCGGCAAAUGUCAAUGGAAAGAUCAACCUCUCCCCACUCCCCUUUUGCUAAAGAGGAUACCCCACCCAUUAAUUGGCAGAGUAGUUCCCCCCCACACCGCCGGGUAGUACGUCCAGAGUCCCCUCCUUAUGCCUAUCCCUAUCGGGGACGAGACACACCAACACUUCCAGGUUAUUCAAGGCAAAGAUCAGAGUCUCCUGUAUAUAGGUCCGAGUCACCUGGUUAUAGAUCAGGGUCACCAGCAUAUAGGCGACCAAGUAUGGAGUCACCUCAUUACAGAUCUCCCUCACCUCCUCCAAAGAGACCACAUACUAGGAGCAAAAGGUCACCAUCGCCCUUAGCACGACCUUUGCCCCGAAGACAGUUUUCCCCAGACGACUGUAUAGAAACAAUAUCCAGUUCAUCUGGUUCAUUUGAUGAUCCUCCAUCUCCCACACAAAGGUCAAAAGCAUCAAUAUCUCCACCUCACCAUCCCAUAAGUAGAGGUCGUAGGCCCCCCUCCCCCUCUCCAGUAAGAGGGCCAAGGUCGCCAUCUCCUCCUCCUCCACCUCUAGGUACAAGGGGACCUCCCUCACCUUCAUCUCCACCACCUGGUAUAAGAGGCACAAGACCUCCUUCUCCACCCUCUCCGCCUUUAAGACAGGGUGUAAGAGGGCCCAGGUCUCCCUCCCCUCCUCACAGUGGCCUUAGGGGUCAAAGACCCCCAUCCCCUCCGUCUAGACCUCUAACAAGAGGGCAGGUCUCCCCAUCUGAUUCCCCUCCUUUACUCAAACGUCAGCAUCCUCCAUCCCCACCUUCCAGACCUUUGACCAGAGGGCAACGUGUUGUCUCACCACCUUAUAUGGAGGAGGUGGUGCCAUCUACCAGGGCACUAAGGAGCCAGAGACCUCCUUCACCCCCUAUGAUGUCACAACGAUUACGGAACAAGCACACUGCACCAGACCGCUUCUCACCACCACCAAUCCAGAGGGAGACAAGAAGACAAAGACCCCCUUCACCUCCCCCUCCCACACGGUUCAACACUGCCAAAAAGGUCAAACGGUGACAUUUUAAUAAAAGUGCUUAACAUCUUACUGUUUUCUGGUGGAACUCCAGGGACAUGAACAGUUGUCAUAUGCUUCAGAGACAUUGUCAGAUUAUAUAUCCUGCCAGAAAGACAAGAAUACAAUUUUAGAGAUGUGACAACAUGGUGUGCACAGCUUCAGAGAUAUGGCAACAUUGUGUUCAUAGAUUCAGAGAUAUGACAUCAUUGUUUGCACAGCUGCAGAGAUAUGGCAAUGUUGUGUUUACAGCUUCAUCGAUAUGACAACAUUGUGUUCAUAGAUUUAGAGAUUAUGACAUUAUUGUUUACACAGCUGCAGAGAAAUGACAUUGUUGUUUACACAGCUGCAGAGAAAUGACAUCAUUGUUUACACAGCUGCAGAGAUAUGACAUUUUGUACACAGCUGCGGAUAUGACAACAUUGUGUUCAUAGAUUCGGAGAUAUGGUAACAUUGUGUUCACAGCUUCAGAGAUAUGACAACAAUGCCUACACAGCUUCAGACUUGAAAAUCAUGGGUUGGUCUCAGAGGUCAGAUAUUGGUCUAGCUAGGGUUGGAAAGUCAUGUGUGGGUCUUAUAAAAGAACACUGAAAUAACACUGUAAUUCUGCAUGAUAACAAUAUAAAUGGGUGGGCUUAUCAUAAACAGACGCAUUCUUUUUGUCAGAUAUAUAUAGUAAUAUCUAACCUCAAAAGAUAAAAUUUGAAUUUCUCUGCUCUCAUCACAAGAAACAGAAAUAUUCUAAUCCUCUAGCAAUGUUUUUUUUUCUCACCUGAAGCAGUACCUGAAACACAUGGUAUAGUAUUGUUCUAUACAAAAAUCAUUAUCCCCACUUCACUUGCCAAGAACUGUUUGAUCUGCACAUAAACAUCUGAGCUAGUGCCUACUCAGCACAAAUUUAAAAGAUUAUCCUAAACUUUGACACUUACUUAUUGAUGGUUAUUGUAGUGCAAUAAGCCCCGGGUCCAACACAUGAACUGAAAAUUGAAGUCAGUGGAUGGGCUGAAGAAAGGACUGGAAUAGGCUUAUAAUAUCAGGAUUAUAAUACCAGGCUUCACCUUAUUGACAGAUAAAUAUAGGUUUUUUGAGGUUUUUUUUUACAAAAAGCAUAUUCUUAAAAUGAAAAGUAUGCUUCCUAGUCCAAUGAGUCUUCAGGAAAUCUUUAUUGCUCUGGUGCAUAAGUUACUACCAUGAAAACUGGACAUUUUUUGUGCAGCUUUCCUAUAAGGGGAGGUAACCCAUCAGAUCUUGUUACAGAACUUGGGUCAAUUACUAAACCUUGAUCUUAUUAUAGAAUAUGAUCUCAUUAUCACAUUAACUCAUCAACAUGAGCAUCAUGAUCAGGAUGAAUAUUUACAAAAUUUGUCAUGAAAUAUAGAAAUUUAUAAAUCAUGAAUAAAAAUGAGAAAAAAAAUCUUAAAAAAUGGAAAUAAAUUAACAUGAAGAUGUGUUAAAUUAAA
Ylistrum balloti is the source of this 6174-nucleotide messenger RNA. Its product is annotated as biorientation of chromosomes in cell division protein 1-like 1. Lineage: Eukaryota; Metazoa; Mollusca; Bivalvia; Pectinida; Pectinidae. Bases 73 to 4719 code for a protein of 1548 amino acids. The transcript has 12 exons. The record is from RefSeq and is a predicted model, not a curated record.